GUAAUGUGUUGGUGCCUUGACAUUCGGCUCACUCAGACUCAGCCUGUUGGCCAGAAACUGUCUGUUCAUCUGAACUCCACCUGAUGUACCGCUUUAAACAAGGCUCAUCAGCGGCAGAUACAGGACGUUUACCAGCUAACAUCGUGCUGCUUCUGCUCUUCUCUGCGUCACAGGUUUAUGGCUGUCUUCCUUAGACGUGGGCUCCUCUUGGCCUUUCUUCGUACCCUUGGACAAGGCAGCAACAAAGCCUACCCCUCUGCUCUACCUGCAGCUGUUCUAGGAGCCUGUAGGAGUAAGAAGACCUGGCCAGUGAGUUUCCCUCAGGAGGAACUGAGGAAACGCCUCACCCCAAAGCAGUUCCAUGUCACUCAGGAGAGAGGAACCGAGAGUGCCUUUACUGGGGAGUUUGCAUACCAUAAAGAGGAGGGAACCUAUCACUGUGUUGUCUGUGGGGCCCCUCUCUUCAGCUCAGAUUCUAAAUUUGACUCGGGAUCAGGCUGGCCGUCCUUCUUUGACUUGUUGAAGGAGGAGUCCGUCUCUCUGGCUGAUGAUUUCUCCUACGGCUUACACAGAGUAGAGACUACCUGCAGCCAGUGUGGAGCUCAUCUUGGUCACCUGUUUGAUGACGGUCCAAAACCUACAGGAAAACGCUACUGCAUCAACUCUGCUUCCCUGGCGUUUCAGGCCGCAGGCCCGGAUGAGGGCAGAGCCUCGACCUCCUGCGGCGCUGCCACUAGCGGGAAGGCUGACCUGUAGGGGCACAGCUGGCAGGCAGACGAUUAGGGAAAGUCGUACAGCUCAUUAAAAAGAUGCUUCUUUGUUUUUGAUGUGCAGACAGAGCGAAACACCAGAAAAGUUAAUGAAUGUAGCUAAACUGACAGAUUUUGACCGUCUUUGAAACUGUAAUCUGAGGUAAUGGUACUAUACCAGAGCACUAGAGGAAUAAGUCAUCUGCUGAUUUCUACAACAUGGCCGUGGUUUCCAUAGUAACCAAUUGCAGCCACCAGUCAAUCCCUUUCAUGCUUUAAUGAAGAUCCUUUAGUGCUCUGGUGUGCUUACAAAAAGGAAAUGGAAAAAUACUUUUUAAAGGAAGGCUGUAGAUGCUCAGUAUUGCCACUGCAGUAUGCUCAUGUAAUGUUUUUCAGGACAAGUCAAUACAUCAUGAGUUUGAGAGGCAAGUACUGAUGAAGGAGUUUUAGGUUAUGUUACAUUUACCGUUUUUCUUGGCAUCAGUCACUUAAAAGUAGCAAUUUUCCUUGUGCACCCAAUUUUCAUCCUCUGUAAUAUUUGAAUAGAUUUAAGCCAGGAAAUGUUUUAUUUUUACUUCUUUUACUCUGUUCCUCUCUUAGCUGUGCUAGAUCCACAUGCUGUACCGUUUCUCUUUUCACAAAUAUAUCCACAUGUGUCCAACAACAAGCCUUCCAGACAGAUUCAGCUAACAUUGUUUGACAUUACUGCAGGAAUCUGUAGAGUGAAGUGUGAAGGCAGGGUUUCCAUGGUGACUGGACGGACACAACAGCAAAGAUGAUGAAGCACCUUUCUUCAUAUGCAUAUAAAAUGCAUAGUUUCACUGGAUAUGAUGACAUAGAUACGUCAUCAUAUGUUCAGCACCACAUGAGUCUGUCCUCAAGUGUGUUAACACAUCCAAUCAGGGUGAGGAGAAAGGAAACGAGGUUCAACCAGCAAACACUUUACUUCUCCGAUGUUUAAACACAUAAUUAUAAUUAUGCUUUAAAACAAUUCUAAGCCUUCUAACCUUCAGUCUGUCAUACAACAGAAUCUUCAGUCAGAGGCCUUUUAAGAUUAGCUGUAAUGCAGACUGCUACAGGAGAUCUUUCCUGCCAACAGAAAACAAUAUCUACAAUAACUCCAAAGAAUCUUUAAUUAAUAUCAGUUACAACAACAUUUAAUUUCCCUUUGAGAUCAAAUAAAGUAUUUUUGAAUUUUGAAUUUGAACUUGAAACACGAGUUUAGAAUCUGUUAACAGCCAGAUCAUACGUUACAGAACCUAAAGUCUUGGCUUUGUUUGUGCCAUGGCUGCACAUUGUGGAUCUGUAGGUUUAGUUGCACUAAAUUAAUCUGAUUUGUAUUAGAUUAAUUCUUAAUGAUAUUGCACUGAGAAGUAAUGAAAUAUCUAUGCAAGUUUUUGAUUGCAGUGUGAAGCAUAUUGGAACACUAAAUGGGUUUUGAUGUUUUGAUUUGCCUUUUUAGGUCAGAAAUAUUUUGUGUUUUUGAUUUUAAGUGUAGCCACUUUCCUUGCAGUUUGAUCUGAUCACCUGGUUAAGUGAAUAAAAUAUAUUCAUAAAA
Poecilia reticulata (guppy) is the source of this 2307-nucleotide messenger RNA. It is a transcript of the gene msrb3, whose product is annotated as methionine sulfoxide reductase B3. Gene Ontology annotation, molecular function: peptide-methionine (R)-S-oxide reductase activity. The record is from RefSeq and is a predicted model, not a curated record. Gene Ontology annotation, biological process: protein repair; response to oxidative stress. Gene Ontology annotation, cellular component: cytoplasm. Lineage: Eukaryota; Metazoa; Chordata; Actinopteri; Cyprinodontiformes; Poeciliidae.